Messenger RNA from Cicer arietinum (chickpea), 1303 nucleotides. Its product is annotated as transcription factor bHLH18-like. The record is from RefSeq and is a predicted model, not a curated record. Gene Ontology annotation, molecular function: protein dimerization activity. NCBI's taxonomy places the organism in Eukaryota, Viridiplantae, Streptophyta, Magnoliopsida, Fabales, Fabaceae.
AGUAUGACCAAAGUUGCAUUUUGUGUGGUUGAUUUUAACUUAAUGCCUAAAUUUACCAAUUUUUCAGGUUCUUUGCUCCUUAGCUGUCCUGCAAUUGACUGAAAAUAUAUCCAUUUCAGCUAGCAAAAUGACAUCAACAUAUGAGUCAUGGACAAGUUGGUUGUGUGAUUUGGAACCAGAAGAUUACAACUUCGUUAAUGAAUCAAAUACAAACAAGGUACAUGAAAGUUUCCAUUUUCAUCAUGAAAUUGACAUAAUAACCCCUUUGCCACAAGAUCAUAAUAGUGAUAGUCAUUACUCAAGCACUAUGAGUAACUCCUCAGGGGAUGCUAACAGCUUUGAGAGGCCUUCCAAAACACUUAAGACUAACCCUUCAAAUACAGGGUACCCUUCCUCACAAAAAAAAGAUUCUUCCUUCCCUUACAUUCUUUCAUUUAACAAUGAAAAUCCAGAACCAGAGCCAAUAUUGAACAUUGAUUCUUCUUCUACCUUGAAACCGAAAGCCAAAAGUUUAAAUCAUGGAAAGUCUUUAACCUCAAACAAAGGGUCCUUAGAAAAUCAAAAAAAGGAAACUAAACGGAAGAAGAAUGAUUCAUUUACAAGAUCUUCUCAACAUAAUCAAGAUCACGUACUUGCUGAGAGAAAAAGGAGAGAGAAACUUAGCCAACAGUUCAUAGCACUUUCAGCACUCAUUCCAGGAUUAAAAAAGAUGGAUAAGGCUUCUGUAUUGAGUGAUGCUGUAAACCAUGUGAAACAGCUUCAAGAACAAGUAAAAGUACUUGAAGAAAAGAACACAAGGUUUAAAAACGUUGAAUCUGUGGUUUAUGUUGAGAAGAACAAGAACAAGAAGAGUUAUUCACAUGAAGAUGUCUCAGACACUUCGUCAAAUUCUGGAUAUGGUAAUUGCUACCACGAAUCAGAAACAAUGCCCGAAGUUGAGGCAAGGGUGUCAGAAAAGAACGUUCUUAUCAGAAUUCAUUGUGAGAAAAAAAAGGAAGUGUUGGUGAAGAUAAUGAAAGAGAUAGAGAAUCUUCAUCUAUCGGUCACUAGUAGUAGCACACUGCAAUUUGGAAACACCAAUCUAGACAUAACCGUCAUAGCCCAGAUGGAUGAGGAGUUCAGCCUAAGUGUGCAGGAACUAGCUAGGAACCUUCGAGUUGGAUUGUUGAAAUUCAUGGAGUUGUAGCUUUUUGACUUAUUGUAGUUGCACUAUUGUCAUCAUUAGCCUAACACUAAAUAUAUUAAUUUUUGUUGCUCUCAAUUUCUUCUUAUUGAUGAUAACAUGAACGAAUGAAUCAAGCAA